This is a messenger RNA of Pocillopora meandrina, 5422 nucleotides long. NCBI's taxonomy places the organism in Eukaryota, Metazoa, Cnidaria, Anthozoa, Scleractinia, Pocilloporidae. The record is from the annotation of a GenBank genome assembly.
AUUGCUGAAAGUUCAGAGCCUUUUUGCUGUUUCUCUGUUACCUUGGCUCUGUUUGGGCGAACGAAAAUAACAACCAAGAAUGCCUGCAAGGAAACGCCAGAUAAGCAAAAGAAAGGCAGAGGAGCCGACGAAAGAAGCAGUCAACAAGAAGAAAGAGAAGCGAGGUCAGCAUUUCUUACUAAACGUGCACCUAUUACUUGUGUUGCCAGGAUCAACCUUUGUCUGUUCCUGGUUUCGUUAAUUUGAUGCUUCUUUGACCUGUAGAGCUAACUACAUAUCAUCUGUUGGAAUUUAAAUAACUGAAUUCAAAUUGCUUCGCAUUUUUAAAGCUUACACAGCAUAAAGAUUUCGGAUCAUGUUCACUGUAGGUACUCGUGACCGAUAUAGCGGUCGAUAUAUCGGUCGAGAGUUGGUCGAUACUCGACCGAUAUGUCGGUCGACAGUCGGUUGACAGUCGGUCGACAGUCGGUUGACAGUUGGUCGACAGUUGGCCGAUAGUCGGUCGAUAGUCGGUCGAUAGUCGGUCGAUAGUCGGUCGAUAGUCGGUCGAUAGUUAGUCAAUAUAGCGACCAACUAUUGGCCGAGUGUCAGUCAAUAUACCAACUGUGGGUGGUAUAUCAGUCGGUUGUCGGUCGAAUAUCAGUGUUGAGUAUCAAUCAAGUGUAUUAAUUCAUAAUAGUAAUUGUACUGAGUGGAGUGCAAUUUGGGCUGAAAUUAUACAUGUGAUUUCAAAUUCAAAUUAGCACACAGCACAAGUUCAAUUUGAAAUCACAAGUAUGAUUUCAGACCAAAAUUGCACGACACAAGGUUCAAUUACCAGUUUAUUACAUCCAUUUUGAAAUUACCUAAGUACAGGACUUGGCCAGUUCAAAUGUUUUAUUGAUGCAGUACUGAGCCAGUCUGAAAUUAAAUUCAUGUCCAUUUUUUUGGGGGAAAAGUAAGAGUUAAGAAACAAAAGUUGCAAAAUUUGCCACAUGAUACUCUUUGUUUUUCAUUUUCCUGCAAUUUGAUCAGUUACGUUAAACAAGCCUUAAAAUCUGAUUGGUUAUUUUGUUUUUAGUGUAGCCUUGUCCUCAUUGGCUGGGAAAAAGAUGCGAUCAAAAGCAAAAAAUGCUGCAUUUCUUUAACAAAUCGCAUCAGUUAGGGCCAAUCAGAUUACGGGGACCACCAGUGAUUUCAAAAUGGGUGUAAUAAAGCAGUCCAAUGGCUUCCUUUUUAAGCAAUGAUGUCAUCAACUAAUGCUAUCAUGUGAUGGGGGAAAAUGUUUUGGUGUGUGGCUAGACAAGCAGUCUCUCUUUUGCUCAAAAAUCCAUAGGGAAGAAUGCAAAACAAGUUAGUGUGUGUGUGUUAGUCAAGUAGUGUUACUCAAGUAGUCUGUGGACUGUGUGUUGACCAUCAACCGAGAGUCUAUCAACUAUCAACCAAUACUCGGUGAAUUGUCAGCAAGGUAUUGGUGAAGUAUCCGCAAAGUAUCAGUGAACUAAAAGCUAUAUCGACCAACUGUUGACUGAGUAUUGAUCAACAGGCAACCAAUGUAUUGCUCGAGAGUACCAACAGUAAACAAGAUCCAAAAUGUCAUGUGUGGCAAAAAUGUAUAUUUUUUUUAAGUAUGAGAAACAGCACUGUAUACUGAAUCCUACAAUAGAGCCUUGGUUUUCUUUAAACCAUCUUAUAUAGAGAGCAUAAGAUUUUUUUCUGUUUUUGAUCACAGAUAUUAAAGUUAUUAUUAUUUGAGCAAUAACUCUGUUUUAUUACAGAGGCUGCAAGAGUUGACCUUAGAGAAACUGGGCAUGUUUUGACACUUGGGCAGGGUGAUGUGGGGCAGUUGGGUUUAGGUGAAGAAAUCUUGGAAAGAAAGAAACCAGCCAUUGUGAAAGGACUUGAUGGUCUGGAAAUUGUGCAAGUGGAAUGUGGAGGAAUGCACACUGUAGCUCUCACAAGCAGUGGAAAGGUGAUAUCAUGUUUCAUGAUUUAUCAACAGUGCUAUCCUGACCUUUUCAAGCCCCUCUCUAAUGUCUAAUUUCUCCUUGCAUUAUCACUGCUGAAUUAAACAUUAGGGUAAUGAGAAUUGAAGAAAUGAUUACUUGUCAUUACUGAAGGAAAUGUAUAGGGAACAGUACAGAGAAUAUGCAAAGUGAUGCAAGGGUGUUAUGGGUUUAGAUGGCAUUUGGUGAAUUGAUUUCUGGGCAUUUAGGAGUAACCACUUUGGGAGUUAAACAAUUAAUAAUGGUAAUAGCACUGAGUGGAGUCCAAUUUGGUCUGUUAUCAUACCAGUGAUUAACAAAAUUGGAUGGCCGCAAAGCAGGAGUCCAAUUUGUCAAUCAUGAGUAUGCUUGCAGACAGAAUUGGAUGACAUGAAGUCCUGUUACCGUGUAUAAGUCAACCCCCAUUUUCAAGGUCAAAAAUCAGAUUUUUCAUAAUUUCUAGUCAAAAAGGUAAAAUUCAGACAUAGGAAUUUCCCAAAAAGAUAAUCUCUUAUUUCUGAGAAUGUAUUGAAAACACAGGGAAUUCAAAAGCUUGCAGAACAAACUUUAACCGUGUGCUGUGAAGUUUUUUAGCACUUGUUUAUAUCACCACAAUUUAAACAUACAUCAGCACUUUGAUUUAUUGGAGAAGUAUCUUACCAUAUUUUGUAAUUCACAUUGAAAAUGAAAUCUUCUUGCAUUUAACUAACCUCUAUCUUAAUGUUGAGUUUGAAAGGAGAUUAAGUAGAAUUACAGAACACUGAAGAGCUUUGAGGGAUCACGUGUAACAAGCAGGACUGCUUGAGACAACAGCAUUUGCCAGAAAUCUUACAGAUUUGUUACAGAUUUGCCAGAAAUUUAUAGCUCGGCACCAUAGACAGCAGCAAAGCUGCAAGAAAAAAUGUAUGCCCUACAGUCCAAGGACACAGUAGAAAUCAGCUCCAGUAACUUUGUGUUCAGCCACUUAAAAUUUAUUAUUUAAAACUUUUUUGUUGAUGAAGAAUGCACUGAAAAGGGACAAAACUCAAACACAGUUAGAACUGGUUUUAUAAGCUUGGUUUUUCUAACCAACCUCAGGAAAUUGUUAUGCUAAUUUCUUGGAUUGCUUGGGUCAGGUCUUUGUGUAUGACUCGUGUAUAAGUUGAGGGUGAUUUUUUGGGCUGACUUUGUGGUCAUUAAAGAUCAACUUAUACACAAGUAAAUAUGGUAAUCAUAACCAUUACAAUUUCUGAAAAAAAUAUAUAUUUAUGACAAACAUCUCCAGUAGGAAAAAUGUUUAAAGCAAAAAAAUUGGGAAAUCUCCCAUUUUUUUUUUUUUUUUUUUUUUUUUAAGGGGAAGUGGUUGUUGCUAUGGUUAUUGUGAUCAAUUCUGUGAUUGGUGGAUUGAGCUGAGUGGACCUAGUAUGAUUGGCUGCUUCAACUGUGCAAUUACAGGUGUCUGAUUACAGGCAACUGUCCAAUUACAACUGUACAAAGUGAUUAGUGAAAUAUAAAGCAGCUGAUGCACCAAUCACAUGUGAGGAAAUUGUAAUGGUAUAGCUUCCUACUACACUUCUUAAUAACAACUCUGUACUCAUCAACAAAGAAAUGGAUUAUGUUGGGAGAAUAAUUGUACAGAUCUUGAGGGUGAAAGUUGAAAAGUUAAAAUGAUUUCUGUUUUCUUACACAGGUUUAUACCUGGGGUUGUAAUGAUGAGGGCGCAUUAGGCCAUGUUACUUCAAGUGAGAAUGGUGAAGAGUUUACUGCUGGUCUAGUGAAAGAUAUAGAAAGUGUAAAUGUUGUCAUGGUGUCAGCAGGUGACAGUCAUACAAUGGCAUUGUCCGACGAAGGAAUAGUAUAUGGUUGGGGGACAUACAGGGUAAUUAUCAGAAAUAAAUUUAUUUAAAUAUGAAUGGACCUUGAUGCCCCAUGAAGAAGAGUGAUUGAAUUGAAUCAAACAAAACUUGUAAGUUGUUAUUUUUUACUAAAUGUCACAGUGUUACAUAUUCUGUUGGAGGACUUUUAUGAACCCAGUACUUGUAGGCAGCAAAGUUAUUUGUUCAUUGUUAAGCUGUUUUGUUUUUGUUGUGGGCAGUUUUAAACAUGCAGGUGAUCAUCAUCUUGAAGUUGAUAAAAUAGAUAAACAACUGUUUCAUAUUUUUAAAGUUUGUUGCUUCAAGUACAAGUCUUUCAUUAACUGAAGUUUCAGGUCUACAUUUAACUGACAUGGUCACCAAUUUCCAAGCUGUUACAGGAGAAAGUCAGAGGCAUUGGCUUUCCAACUUGUAUGGUCUGUCUCUUUCCCUAGAUGUUCCCAUAUUGUGUCUUGAAAAACUAAUUCCUGUUUAAAAGGCUUUGUAUGAGUCACUUUGAAAGUGGAAUCAACAAAUCCUACUUGAUGGUACUUGGGGCAUUUUUCUCUGUCCCUCAAUUCUAUCUUUGUUGUUUUAAGUUAUAACAUCAUGGUAAUUGCCAUAAUGAUUUGAAUUCAUGUGUAGGAUGCAAGUGGACAAGUUGGUCUGCAGGCAGAUGGUAUCAAACACAAGCCUACAGUUAUCCUAUCCCUCAAGAGCAACCCCAUUAUCAAAGUAGCAUCUGGGAAUGACCAUACAGUUGCAUUGACAAAGGAAGGAAAUAUUUUCACUUGGGGCUGUGCAGAACAAGGCCAAUUGGGAAGAAUAAUGGGAUGCUUUACUAGCCGUGGGGGGCGUAGGGGUUUGCAGUACAUCUUAAACCCAAAACAAGUUCGUGACAAGAAAAAACUGAAAUUUAAAGACAUUUUCUGUGGUAGCUACUCCACAUUUGCUGUUUCUCAAGAUGGUGGGGUAUAUGCAUGGGGACUAAACAACUAUGGGCAGCUAGGAACUGGAGAUCUUGAAACUCUUUAUGCUCCAACAAAGGUGGAAGCACUUACAUCCUUAAACUCAGACAAUGACAAGUGUGUCAGUAUAGCCAGCGGUCAGCACCACACAAUUGUUCUGGACUCAAGCGGCAAAGUGUAUGCAAUGGGAAGAGCAGAAUAUGGAAGACUUGGUUUGGGUGAAGAUGCUAAGGAAACCACCUCCCCAGUUUUAGUUGCUGCAUUAGAAUGGAACCCUAUUUGCAAGAUUGCUUGUGGUGAAGCUGUCAGCUUGGCUGUCUCAAGCAAGGGAGAUUUAUAUUCAUGGGGUUUUGGAAGUUGCCUUCAGCUGGGUAAAGGAGAGGACGAGGAUGAAUAUUCGCCAGUGAAAGUGGAAGGGAAGAACUUGCAGUCUGAACAUCAUGAGGUGUUGGGGGUUUCUGCUGGAGGACAGCAUACAGCUUUACUAGUUAAAGACAGGAAACAAUGAAAUGACGCUAAUUCUCUGUAAAAAACAUGAAUCUGUGUGGCAGAUUUGAGGAAUGUGGCACUGAAGUGGCACAAAAAUUUAAUCACCAUUAUUUUCUUUGCAAAACAUCUUUUUACUUUGCUUUUUCUUUUUUAGGACAAAUGAAGUAAC